GCGUUCAAGGAUAUGCUGUAUUCUGCCCAGGACCAGGCCCCCUCUAUCGAAGGUAAAAUAAGCUGUGUGUGUACGUGCAUACUGCACACUAUUAGGGCCUGACCCCCCCCCCCCCCCCCCCUUGGCCUUUCAGUAUCAAACAAAUUCUGCAGAAAUCAAUGCGAGAACAAAGUAAAUCAUCUAGGAGAGAUGAGCAAAGUGAGAAAAAAUAAAACCAGAGAAGGAAAGGGAGAGAGCAGAGGAAAAGAGUGUUGAACCAGGGACAGGAAGCGAAAUGCACAAUAAUCAUAUUUCAUCUCUCAAAUACCCCUCCCUCUAAAUGAAGCUUCUGUCCAUCAGUCUUUGGUCUAACAGCCAGGAGAAUGACAAUGCUUUGCUCAGGCCUUUUUCUACUGUCGCUGGCGUCAUCAUAGCUGCUUUCAGUUUAUUGGACGGCUAAUCCGUUUCUACAGCGUGAUUCUCAGUGAAACGCGUCGUGUCCCUUUGUUAAGAGUUCCCUGUGGUGUCUCUGCAUGGCAUUGUGUAUUUGGAGACUUAAUCAAACUUGUUAUGUUUGACCAGCCACAGAGGCUACUCUGUUCCACUCAUCUGUCAACACCUUUAUAGGAGCCUGAAGUCAGUAACACAGUCAAAGCUGGUGGGAACUGCAGUAUAGACAUGUAGGUGGAGGAUUGUAUAGUGUAGCUACACUCAUUAGGGUGUCAACCCUCAGAUGAGCCUGAAGUUAGACAUGGGUGUUAGGCUAGUCAAAGCUGGAAGGAUCUCGAGCAGACAUGUAGGUGGAGGAUUGUACAGGGUAGCUUCUCUCAAAAGAUAGAAAGGGUUUACUAUCAAACCUGUGUAUGUCUCUCUCUGUGUCUGACCUGGGUUCAAAUACAAUUUGAAAACAUUUCAAAUACUUUAGCCACCUACCUGGCACUCCAGGCAGGCAAAAGCAAACACUCAAAGUAUUUGAAAGAUUUCAAAUAGUGUUUAAAGUGUUUUUGAAGUGUGUGUGUGUGUGUGUGUGUGUGAUAAAUAUCUAGAGCCCGACCGAUAUGGGAUCUUUGGGUCCGAUACUGAUUUUAGGGAGGCAAAAGUUACCGAGAUAUCUGCCGAUACAUGUUUUUUUUUCCACAAAUUGUUCUCCAAAGGAUGAACAGAUACUCUAAAUUAUGAUUUCUUAACUAAAUAUAAAACAUUUACAUUAUUUAAGAAAAUUGUAUUUGUCCUUUACAUAACCACCAAAAAGCAACUAUAUAUCCUCUAUAAAUACAAAAGUAAAUAUAACACUCUUUCAGUUUACCUUCUUAGGUACAACCUAAAGAUGUGUCUGUCUAUGGCAGUGGAUAAGAAGGCAGAAGUGUUUGUGCUGAAGCACCACAAGCGCACUAAUAAACAAGAAGGGCUGAAUGAAUUCAACUUUGUCUCAAAGUAAAUCUGAAACUGCACUGUUCACAAGGUCACAAACUAUGCAGUGGAAUCCUGUAACAUGCAGUUCAUAAUGUCACCACUUAGUAGAUUCACUACAGUGCUUUACAAAAAAGUCAAAGGUCAUGGAAAGAAACACUUUAUGGCAACCUUGCAAUGAGAGCUUGUUCAGAGAUACUUUUGAGGAGAUGGGGGAACUCUAUUGGAAUCGUAUCAACGGCCAUUGUGUAUGUUUCCCAUGCGUUGUCAAUGGACUGCGCUGGGCGAUUCUGGGACAAGGUGAGCUCUCCUUCAAGGAGUAUAUGGGAGUCAAUUGGGCGCUAGCUCAAACCCAACAUUAGCACGAAUUUCGUCAACAAGAAGUACAACAUUACAAAUAUUUUCAGAGAUGUGAGUUAAUUAACUUGUUCUAUGUAAUAUUGUAUAGCUUUGAAAUUGCGACGUUACGUACUUUCGAGGAAAAUAUGCAGGUUUCUUGACUCAUACCCUGACUUUGAGAAGGGAUUGCGUGAUGAUUAGCUUAGCAACCGUGUGAGGCAGCAUAAUAUAAAAAAAAUAUAAUAUGCCAUUUAGCAGACGCUUUUAUCCAAAGCUACUUACAGUCAUGCGUGCAUACAUUCUUUGUGUAUGGGUGGUCCCGGGGAUCGAACCCACUACCUUGGCGUUACAAGCGCCGUGCUCUACCAGCUGAGCUACAGAGGACCACAGCAUGACAACAUGAAUGCAAUUGGUCGACAGUCUGCUGUGUGGGGCGGUAUACGGUCCUCCAUUCAUUGCCCAAUGGGAUUCCUAUCUCGUCUUUUCUCUAUCUUUGGCUUGUUAUCGCAUAAUGUACUGUCUGUUGUUAUGACAAGCACACGCUAGCUGUUCAUUACGAAAAUGAACUGACUGACUGCUUCUUCCCUAAAUAGUUAUUGCAUAGUUUGGAGCUGUGCUUUGGGUCAUUGUCCUGUUGUAGGAGGAAAUUGGCUCCAAUCAAGCGCCGUCCACAGGGUAUGGCAUGGCGUUGCAAAAUGGAGUGAUAGCCUUCCUUCUUCAAGAUCCCUUUUACCCUGUACAAAUCUCCCACUUUACCACCACCAAAGCACCCCCAGACCAUCACAUUGCCUCCACCAUGCUUGACAGAUGGCAUCAAGCACUCCUCCAGCAUCUUUUCAUUUGGUCUGUCUCACAAAUGUUCUUCUUUGUGAUCCGAACACCUCAAACUUCGAUUCGUCUGUCCAUAACACUUUUUUCCAAUCUUCCUCUGUCCAGUGUCUGUGUUCUUUUGCCCAUCUUAAUCUUUUCUUUUUAUUGGCCAGUCUGAGAUAUGGCUUUUUCUUUGCAAUUCUGCUUAGAAGGUCAGCAUGCCGGAGUCGCCUCUUCACUGUUGACGUUGAGACUGGUGUUUUGCGGGUACUAUUUAAUGAAGCUGCCAGUUGAGGACCUGUGAGGCGUCUGUUUCUCAAACUAGACACUCUAAUGUAUUUGUCCUCUUGCUCAGUUGUGCACCGGGGCCUCCUACUCCUCUUUCUAUUCUGGUUAGAGCCAGUUUGCGCUGUUCUAUGAAGGAAGUAGUACAGAGUGUUGUACGAGAUCUUCAGUUUAUUGGCAAUUUCUCGCAUGGAAUAGCCUUCAUUUCUCAGAACAAGAGUAGACUGACGAGUUUCAGAAGAAAGUUAUUUGUUUCUGGCCAUUUUGAUCCUGUAAUCAAACCUACAAUUGCUGAUGCUCCAGAUACUCAACUAGUCUCAAGAAAGCCAAUUGUAUUGCUUCUUUAAUCAGCACAACACUUUUCAGCUGUGCUAACAUAAUUGCAAAAGGGUUUUCUAAUGAUCAAUUAACCUUUUAAAACGAUAAACUUGGAUUAGCAAACACAAUGUGCCAUUGGAACACAGGACUGAUGGUUGCUGAUAAUGGGCCUCUGUACGCCUAUGUAGAUAUUCCAUAAAAAAAUCAGCCGUUUCCAGCUACAAUAGCCAUUUACAACAUUAACAAUGUCUACACUGUUUUUCUGAUCAAUUUUAUGUUAUUUUAAUGGACCCAAUAAUUGCUUUUCUUUCGAAAAGAAGGACAUUUCUAAGUGACCCCAAACUUUUGAACGGUAGUGUACAUACAUUGACGAGCAAUGACAGAGUGGCAUGGACUAAGAUACAGUAGAAUAUUAUACAAAAUAGAGCGCCCUCUUCAGGCAACCAUUGAAAGAUUCUAAAAAUGGCCGCAAAUGAGCACACGUGUUUGUUCAUCCUAUGUAUAUAAUAUCUGUGUUUUAUCGGUGGAAUAAAGACCGAUACAAAUAUUUCUGUGAAAGGCUAAUAUCGGCAGAUUUUAAUAUCGGUCAACCGAUUUAUCGGUCGGGCUCUAAUAAUAUCCCUCUGUGUUUAUUUUUAUUUAACCAUACAAAGCCCAUUGAGACAGUCUCUUUUGUAAGGGAGACCUGGCCAAGAAGGCAGCAGCAAUCAAUACAACAUUACAACAUUUAAUUAAUUCAAUCAGCAUAACAAUACAAUCCAGCCUACAGGAAACAUUUACACUACUCCUGAACAGAGUUUUGUACCAGAGUUUUAAACUCACUGAGGGGCACUAGUACAUGUAGUUUAAGUAUACUUUGUAGAAAAUUCCCAAUAGGAGGCAGUUUAUCUAAUGAGUAAAAACAAACACAGAUUCCUGUGGUCAUCUGAGGUCAUAGUUCAACCAGCACUAUCAUUGAUAGGACUUGCAAUAAACAGAGCUAGCCUAUCUCUGAGUCUGUGUGUGUUGUUGCUAUGGCUGGACAUUGGACACUAGGCCUGGAGUGUUGCCAGAGUUGGAAGUCAACUCAUCAGUGCAUCAGCAAAACAGUCUACGGACACUGUUGUGCUCCCAGUGUGUUUAAAAUAACAACAAUGUUGUAACCAACCGGUGUUAUAUAACCAAGAAGAUGCCGCAGUCAGCACACAGUGAAACACAUACUCCCAACCAAGUGUUUAUUGUUUUUUGUUAAUACCCUUAGCUCUUUGUUCAGUAGGCCUACCUUUUCCUAGCUCACACGUGCAAUUAUCCUUGUUUAAGUUGCUUUGAUGCACCAUAGAUAGAUUAAUUAAAGGCAUAAUUAUUCUAGCAGUGUAAUGGUUUACCAAACCAACGGUUCGGUACGUAUUUGCGGUUUUGGGGUCAAGGUUCGGUUUCAGUACAGAAGGAAAGUUAAAUGCCAUUCACAAUGUUCCUUACAUUGUCUGUUUUGACCAGAUUGUUAUGUUGGACCUUUUACGUUUCCACUCUGAUGCUGUGGGAGGUGGGAAUUUACCAGUUGUGAAGUCAUAAAUACCAGUUAAGAAAUGCCGAUUGGCUAUUUGCAGCUAUCAUGCUUGUAAACAAAUUAUAGAGUUCAAAAACCACAUUAAUAGGUUGCUUUUUAUAAAUAAUGUUUUGUUCCAUUUAACUGCUGAAAAUGUUGUUAUAGAGGCCAUUUCCUUGCUCAGGAUGAUAGAUACGUUUCCCACUAGUAAUUACCAGUUUGAGGGCCGUUCAAGUGGAUUUUUCCGAGUCAUGUGGUGAAUUCCCACUUCCUACUUGGUUACGAACACACCAUGACACUGCCACCUUCAGUGCCAGAUGCGCACUUGUGACUCAUAACGGGGGCGUGUCUGUAGCUCGGUACAUCUUCCGCUUGGGGGUAAUGUGAUGGGCUGUCACUGUUAAAGGUCCAAUGCAGCCGUUUUUAUCUCAAUUUCAUUAUGUACCUUACUGUGAGUGUUUUCAAUCAAAAUGGUCAAAAAGAAACAAAAAUGGCUUCUUAGCAAAGUGCAAUUACUCAAGCAAGAAUUUUGCUAGGACUCUCUGGGAGUGGUCUGAGUGGGGAGAGGAAAACUGAAAACUAGCUGUUUUUGGCCGAGAGGUUUGGAACUCUCUUUCUUAUUGGUCUAUUAACUAAUUUGUCACCAGGCAGGCCAAAACGCCAUCCCACCAAAACAGGCUGAAAUUUCACUGCACUGGGCCUUUUAAGUAACUGCAACACGUUGCAUUGGCUAAUUCUUUGAAAACGUCAGCUUUGGUUUGCUUAUAUAGAACGGGUACUACAUGUUUGCUGAAAUGGGUGCAAGAGGGAAGUUCGUAAGGUGGCUCAAGCACUUUCACAAGGUUCUGAAACUCCAUAUUCUCAACUACCGAGAAUGGGCGCAAAUCCACGGCUAUAAACCAAAGACUGUAAAAAAUAUAAACAAAAUUGCCUACCUAUCGCUCUUGUAAUUUCUUUGGCCGGUCAGAAUCAGCUGCCAAGGGCUGCUUGAAUGCAGAGAGGAGACAAUGUUGUGUUUGUUUCUUUGCGUUUCCAUCUUGCUCCAGUAAACUGGGGUGAUGUCGGCGUAAAUGUGUCAUCAUAUUUGAGGUGUUGGCAGCUGCAUAGGCUAUUCUCAUUGAGAGUGGCGACAUACUGUUAACGUUUUAUCCACAACUCUCUGCCCAUUGCCAAAAUGUUCCCAAACCGGAGAUUUAAACGAUGAUGGAGGAUCCUCCAAUUCUGGUGUAUCGACCCCACCACAUGCCAUCGUACAGAACUAGUUCCCGGCUGCGCCUCACAAAAGGACAGUUUGAAAUGCGCCAAUUAAGAUUAGAAUUUUGAUUACAACGUGUGCUCUAGUUGUUUAUUCUAGGUCUGUCAAGUUGGUUGUUGAUCAUUGCUAGAGAGCCAUUUUCAAGUCUUGCCAUAGAUUUCCAAGCAGAUUUAUGUAAAAACUGUAACUAGGCCACUCAGGAACAUUCAAUGUUGUCUUGGUAAGCAACUCCAGUGUAUAUUUGGCCUUGUGUUUUAGGUUAUGUUCCUGCUGAAAGGUGCAUUUGUCUCCCAGUGUCUGUUGGAAAGCAGACUGAACCAGGUUUUUCUCUAGGAUUUUGUCUGUGCUUAGCUCUAUUGUUUCUUUUUAUCCUAAAAUAAACUCCCUAGUCCUUGCCGAUGACAAGCAUACCCAUAACAUGAUGCAGCCACCACCGUGCUUGAAAAUAUGAAGAGUGGUACUCAGUGAUGUGUUGGAUUGGCCCAAACAUAACGCUUUGUAUUCAGGGCAUAAAGUUAAUUUAUUUGCCUCUCACUCUGUCAUUUAGGUUAGUAUUGUGGAGUAACUACAAUGUUGUUGAUCCACCCUCAGUUUUGUCCUGUCACAGCCAUUAAACUCUGUAACUGUUUUAAAGUCACCAUUGGCCUCAUGGUGAAAUCCCUGAGUGGUUUCCUUCCUCUCUCGCAACUAAGUAGGAAGGACACCUGUAUCUUUGUAGUAACUGGGUGUAUUGAUACACCAUCCAAAGUGUAAUUAAUAACUUCACCAUGCUCAAAGGAUAUUCAAUGUCUGCUUUUUUUUUUUUUUUUUUUUUUUCCUCUACCAAUAGGUGCCCUUCUUUGCGAGGCAUUGGAAAACCUCCCUGGUCCUUGUGGUUGAAUCUGCAUUUGAAAUUCAUUGCUCGACUAAGGGACAUUACAGAUAAUUGUAUGUGUUUGGUACAGAGAUGAGGUAGUCAUUCAAAAAUCAUGUUAAACACUAUUAUUGCACACAGAGUCCAUGCACCUUAUUAUGUGACUUGUUAAGCACAUUUCUACUCCUGAACUUAUUUAGGCUUCCCAUGACAAAGGGUUUGAAUACUUAUUGACUCAAGACAUUUCAGCUUUUAAUUGUUUAUUAAUGUGUAAAGAUUUUGAAAAACAUAAUUCCACUUUCACAUUAGGGGUAUUGUGUGUAGGCCAGUGACAAAGCAAUCUCUAUUUAAUACAUUUUAAAUUCAGGCUGUAACACAACAAAAUGUGGAAAAAGUCAAGGGGUGUGAAUACGUUCUGAUGGCACUAUAUAUGAUCCCAAUUUUAGCUCCAUUAUCCCAGCAAUUUGAAAAACCCCAAAAGUAGAUUGUGCUGAUUUAUUGGCACAUUGAUUGAACCAUGUCACGCGCCGUAGUUUAAAAACUCCAUGGAUGGUGCUUAAACCGUAGAAUUAAGAAUUUGAAUACUAGAAUGGACAUAAACCUUGUUAUAAUGGAAUAAAGGUUAGCCAUUUUGGUCAGGGAGUUUUUCAACCAUGGUUUGCCAGUGCUGUGAUAUUGUCAAAUAAUGAAUUUGAAGAAUUGAUCUGCACUGUAUGUUUGUUAGCUAGCUAUUCAGCCAGUUUUAAGGGAAUGAUUCCAUACAUUUUUCAAAUGAACUACCGAUGUGCCAACAUUCCAUUCAAAAAUGCAGUCAGUCCACAGCCAUACACUGGCUGUUGUCAGUUGAUGAUAGCACUUAGACAAGUUUGUAAAUGUAACAAGUACUGAUAUUGUAUCAUAUAAUAGCACUCAGCUUUCCAAGAAAACAAAAACUGACAUUUAUGGUGUGUUUACAUAUAUUUUAGAGGCUAUUUAUACAGAAAAUGUGUAUAAAACCUGUAUAAACUGUACUUAUAAUUAUAUUACUAUUUUAGGCUGACAAUUAUGACAAAAAUUCUUUUGUAUAUAUCACAUGCCUUUACUUUUAUUUUCUUACAUAAGUAAAAUCAGGAUUAUGCCUCUACUGCCAUUCAUUCCAAUUAGACUGUUUUGGAUUUCUCCCUGACCAAUAUGUCUGCCGUUUUCACCCCAUUCUGGAACUUUGAGGGUUUAUGACAUAGCCCCUCUAGUAAUUUAAUAGGAUCUCUAUGGCUUAAACAAUGACUUGAUAUCUGAAGUCAUGCACCUUCGCCAUUGAUUGGUGUGAUCUCUGCAGCUGUUUGUCAAUGUGUUUGUGUGUCUCAGAGUCGGAGAGAACGGGAGUGAGGAUGCGACCUACCCACGUGUGGUAAAUUACUGAAUUGAAUGUCUGUGGUUUAUGAAUAUGUGUGUGGGGGUGUGUUGAUUAUCUCUGCUUCUGUUUUUGUGCCAUUACGUAGCUGUGCGUGUGCGCGAUAAGCGUGACUGACUCAAAGCCACAAGAGGAUAGAACAUAUUUCAAACGUUGCUUGUUAGGGGGAGGUAGUUGCAGAAACGUUAGAAUGGUUUGGUCGACUUCCUCAAUGGUAUCCAUACCUGUUAUUUGCCAUGGCAGACUGAUGAUAAUCACAGGGCCAUUUUAGGCCAAAUUGAAUGUAAUUGAAAAGUUAAUGAUGGUCCUUGGAAACGGCUGAUGUUUGCAGACCUGUCGGUUUCACCUGUUAAUUUUCACACGGACGUCAUGAUGUCACUUACCUUACCAGCACUCUCACAAGUCUGACUUCACUGCCACCAUCAUCAUCGUCUGCCCACUAUGUCAAAACUGUUUUUAAGAUUCUUCUAAACCAUUCUGUGAGCAGAGAAAUGGCACAGAAUUGCUUUCUUCAACUCUACCCCAAUAGGCAAAUGUUGAAAUACUGAAAUUAUCAUGAGGCUAAUUUUUUGCUGAAAAAAUCUGGAAACCGAAGCAACAGAAAAUAGGACAUCAAUGUGUGCCCACUACCCAGGCUCUCCUGUGAUUUGUCAGUGUGUCAUCCAGCUGUGCAUAGAUUGGUUACAGCGUAUCUCUCUAAUCUUAUCAGCUCUCCUCAGGGCCCAGUCGGCCCCAGUGACCCAGUUCUAUAGAGCUAUAUAGAGUUACCUAAACCAGUUUUAUAUAGGGGUUCGCUCAGUCAAACCAGUACUACGCUAACGGCUGGGAUGCAUUACUAGUGCUGUUACCAUGCCCUGGGGCAGUUGACAACCUUGAUCAAACCCGGAGUUCAACCUGAUAAACAACAUCACACCAGAUAAGUGUUUUAUUGAGUGGUAUAUAGAAGGGGCAGCCUAUUGCCUAUUGAGGGGUUUAUAGCAAUUCACUAAUAUUAAGAUUCUGUUAGUAUUGUAGCAAUGUCUUCUGCCCCCUUGUCCAAUUGCAUUUUCUUGUAUUGUCACAGCCUAGAAAAGAAAAGGAACAUUUUGAGGAAAACAGUCAUAAUUUUGUCUAUGAUUCAGCCUCUGUCUGAGAUAAAAUAGCAUCUAUUUUAAUCCAAUGAGCUGUAUUUAAUCUGCAGACUCACAACAACCCCUUUGAAGAGUCCCCACUCUCAUUUGGUCAGCAUGUGUCACUGUAUAUUUCAACUGGAGUCAUAACACAUACAUUUAUGUGAAUAAAAAUGAUAAAAUCAUGGCAUUAACCAUCAAUGUGAAGUAUAAUUUCUCCCUACUUUGAACUUGUUUUGUCUCUUCAGAUUUCUCAUCCAUUUGAAUCAAGCCAAAUGGACUAAAGACGUCACCAAAGCUUAGAGAACAGUCAGGGAAAAGCACUUUGUCAAGAUCCUUUAUUGAGUCUCUGUGAAAAUGUUUACAUUCAGACCUAUUACAUUUCUUUGACCUUUUGACUGACGGAAAGACACUGCAAAACAGUCUGAAAGGCCAGUAAAGGGAUAUUUGGAGACUUACCAAUGGCACUAACACAGAUGAACAUCCUGUUCAGGCAUACAGUUCCAGAGGGAGCGUUCUGAGUGGUAUUAUUUGGCUAUUAAUAUCCAUCUGCACCCAUCCAUCAUUCUACCCAUUCUCUCUUCCUCCUCCAGUGGUUUCAGGCUCUAACGAUGGCCUUUCUUUCUUUCUUGCCGCGUGACUCCAAAUAACAUUUUUGGUCCAAAAAUCUUUGCAGACCAGUGAUUAUCUUCACUUUUGCUGGUAAUGUCUGAACACACGAGUGCUCGCAUGUGUAAUGUAUUCAUGACAGACUCAUUCUGCAGAAAGCAGGAUGGGACGUUUUUGUUAUAAAUCUAGAGUUUCUCAUCUGAAGCAAGGCUAUUAGGAUGAUGAAUCCUUGUCCUCUUGCUUAUUAUGAGAUUCUGUGGAUUUGGUCCCAGUCAGUCCCAGACCAGUAUAAAGAGCCCAGUAUGCCCAGAUCCUCCCAGCCUACUUACUUUUUUGUUAUGUUUUAUUUUGAAUUAUUUAUUUUUUUGCUUAUCUUUGACCGUCAUUCUAUCCCCCACCCAGCAACUCCACUCCCACUUGUCUCCAAUUCCACAUCCCAACCCUCAGCCUCCCUCAGCCCAUCCCACCUAUCUUUGCUGGCCACCCUCUUCGGAUUUCUACGCCCCAUAUAUCUUUCAACUAUGCUGUGAUGUUUAACAUACAAUUUCAAUCUAUCUAAUCGAAUAGAAUCCACAAAUUGCGAGUUGAAGAUAAAUACUUUUACUAAGAGUAUUAGUAAUUGACUGACCCUGUCUCUCCAGAUCUUCCAACAGUACUAUUUCUAGGGUCAAUUUUAGAUCAAUGUUAUGCAUUUUCAGCCAUUCCUGAACCUGAGACCAGAAACAGGCUACCUGAGGGCAAUACCAAAAUAAAUGGUCUAUUGAUUCUGUAUCCUCACAACAAAAUCUGCAGAGCUUCAAUGAUUGUAUGCCCCAAAUAUUCAACAUUUUGUUGGUGGCAAGAAUUCUAUAUAAUAUUUUUUUUUUUAAAGAUGAAGCAAAAUAUUUUUUGCUCAUAUGAUUUGAAAAACUAAUCAUCAGGAGUUACAGCACCAUAAGUAAGUGAGUAAACUGAGAUGUGACUAAGGAGUUAAUCAGGGCAAUUUUUCGGUAAAUAGACAGGUAUUUACCUCUCCAUGGUUGCAGGAUCUUGUCUAUUUUUACUAGUUUCUAUUGAAAUUAAUUGUGGAGAGCUCAUUUAUAUAUUUUGUGAUAUGAAUACCAAGUAUGUCUACUUCACUGUCAGACAAUUUUAUCGGUAAACUGCAGGGUAAUGUAAAAAUUAUAUUUUUUAAAGAUCCAAUACGUAAUAUUGUACACUUAUCAUAAUUAGGUUUUAGUCCAGAGAGUCCAGAAAAGUUAUCUAGAUAUUCAAUGAGACAUUGCAGGGAUCUAGCUUGCGGACUUAAUAUAAAACUUGAGUCAUCAGCAUACAUGGACACAUUUGUUUUUAAGCCUUGGAUUUCAAAUCCUCUAAUGUUGAUAUUUGAUCUGAUUUUAAUAGCUAGCAUUUCGAUGGCCAUAACAAAUAGAUAUGGUGACAGCGGACACCCUGGUUUAACUCCUCUUGACAAUUCAAAACUAUCUGAGAAGUAGCCACUAUUUACUAUUUUACAUCUGGGGUUGCUAUACAUUACUUUUACCCUUUUUAUAAGAGAAUCACCGAAAUUGAAAAAAAUCCAGGCAUUUAUAAAUAAAAUAUAGUCUUACUUUAUCAAAGGCCUUUUCAAAAUCUGCUAUAAAUACCGGGCCUGGCUUCUUAGAUGUUUCAUGAUGUUCUAUUAUUUCUAGUAGUUGUCGUAUAUUAUCUCCAAUGUAUCGUCCAUGUAAAGAACCUGUCUGAUCAGGAUGAACAAUACCAGGUAAACCUUAUUAAUUCUGAGUGCUACAGUGAGGGAAAAAAGUAUUUGAUCCCCUGCUGAUUUUGUACGUUUGCCCACUGACAAAGAAAUGGUCAGUCUAUAAUUUUAAUGGUAGGUUUAUUUGUACAGUGAGAGACAGAAUAACAACAACAAAAUCCAGAAAAACGCAUGUCAAAAAUGUUAUAAAUUGAUUUGCAUUUUAAUGAGGGAAAUAAGUAUUUGACCCCCUCUCAAUCAGAAAGAUUUCUGGCUCCCAGGUGUCUUUUAUACAGGUAACAAGCUGAGAUUAGGAGCACUCCCUUUGAGUGCUCCUAAUCUCAUUGUGUUACCUGUAUAAAAGACACCUGUCCACAGAAGCAAUCAAUCAAUCAGAUUCCAAACUCUCCACCAUGGCCAAGACCAAAGAGCUCUCCAAGGAUGUCAGGGACAAGAUUGUAGACCUACACAAGGCUGGAAUGGGCUACAAGACCACCGCCAAGCAGCUUGGUGAGAAGGUGACAACAGUUGGUGCGAUUAUUCGCAAAUGGAAGAAACACAAAAGAACUGUCAAUCUCCCUCGGCCUGGGGCUCCAUGCAAGAUCUCACCUCGUGGAGUUGCAAUGAUCAUGGGAACGGUGAGGAAUCGGCCGAGAACUACACGGGAGGAUCUUGUCAAUGAUCUCAAGGCAGCUGGGACCAUAGUCACCAAGAAAACAAUUGGUAACACACUACGCCGCGAAGGACUGAAAUCCUGCAGCGCCCACAAGGUCCCCCUGCUCAAGAAAGCACAUAUACAUGCCCAUCUGAAGUUUGCCAAUGAACAUCUGAAUGAUUCAGAGGAGAACUGGGUGAAAGUGUUGUGGUCAGAUGAGACCAACAUCGAGCUCUUUGGCAUCAACUCAACUCGCCGUGUUUGGAGGAGGAGGAAUGCUGCCUAUGACCCCAAGAACACUAUCCCCACCGUCAAACAUGGAGGUGGAAACAUUAUGUUUUGGGGGUGUUUUUCUGUUAAGGGGACAGGACAACUUCACUGCAUUAAAGGGACGAUGGACGGGGCCAUGUACUGUCAAAUCUUGGGUGAGAACCUCCUUCCCUCAGCCAGGGCAUUGAAAAUGGGUCGUGGAUGGGUAUUCCAGCAUGACAAUGACCCAAAACACACGGCCAAGGCAACAAAGGAGUGGCUCAAGAAGAAGCACAUUAAGGUCCUGGAGUUGCCUAGCCAGUCUCCAGACCUUAAUCCCAUAGAAAAUCUGUGGAGGGAGCUGAAGGUUCGAGUUGCUAAACGUCAGCCUCAAAACCUUAAUGACUUGGAGAAGAUCUGCAAAGAGGAGUGGGACAAAAUCCCUCCUAAUAAUAAUAAUAUGCCAUUUAGCAGACGCUUUUAUCCAAAGCGACUUACAGUCAUGCGUGCAUACAUUUUUGUGAAUGGGUGGUCCCGGGGAUCGAACCCACUACCUUGGCGUUACAAGCGCCGUGCUCUACCAGCUGAGCUACAGAGGACCAUCCUGAGAUGUGUGCAAACCUGGUGGCCAACUACAAGAAAUGUCUGACCUCUGUGAUUGCCAACAAGGGUUUUGCCACCAAGUACUAAGUCAUGUUUUGCAGAGGAGUCAAAUACUUAUUUCCCUUAUUAAAAUGCAAAUAAAUGUAUAACAUUUUUGACAUGUGUUUUUCUGGAUUUUGUUGUUGUUAUUCUGUCUCUCACUGUUCAAAUAAACCUACUAUUAAAAUUAUAGACUGAUCAUUUCUUUGUCAGUGGGCAAACGUACAAAAUAUGCAGGGGAUCAAAUACUUUUUUCCCUCACUGUAUGCUUUUCGCUAGUAUUUUUGCAUCACAACAUUGAAGUGUAAGGAGGCCUCCAGUUUUUAAGAUAGACUGAAUCUUUAUAUUUGCCAUCUGGGUCUUGUUUUAAUAAUAGUGAAAUCAGACCUUCCUGCUGAGUACCUGUCAGACCACCAUUUAUAUAGGAGUAGUUAAAACAAUCUAACAAUGGAGCUUUGAGUAUAUCAAAAAUGGCUUGAUAUCCCUCUACCGGUAUGCCAUCAAGCCCUGGGGUUUUUCCACACUGAAAGGAUUUAAUAGCCUCAAAGUUAUUCCUCUGUAAUUUGGCCUUCGCACUGAUCUUUCUGUACAUUUGUUAAUUUUCCAUUUGUUUUAUUAUUUGGAAAGAAUUCCUUACAGUAAUCGUCAUUCAGUGGGUGAGGAUGAGACGGAAAAGAGAACAUCUGCUUAAAAUAUUUAGCUUCCUCUUUUAAAAUAUCAUUCGGAGAAUCAUAGAUGACUCCGUCUUCAGUAACGAGUUUCUGCAAAUUAUUUUUAUUAGCGUUCCUGUGUUGGAGAUUCAGGAAGAAUUUGGUGCAUUUUUCUCCAUAUUCCAUCCAGUUUGCUUUAUUUUUGUAAUAGAUUACAUUAGAUCGUUCUACCUGUAAUAUAAUAUAAUAAUAUAUAAUAUAAUAUAAUAAUAAUACUAUUAGUUCAUGUAUUUCCCUUGUUAGUCUUGUCUCUUUAGCCAGAAACUUAUUUUUUAUUAUUAAUGAAUAUUGAAUUGAAUGACCUCUGAAGGUACAUUUUAAAGGUAUCCCAAACAAUAAGGGGAUUUGCUGAACCUAUAUUGUACUGGAAAAAUUCAGUUAUAAAUUAUUUUGUCUUAGUUAAAAAUAAAUUGUCCUCCAGUAAACUUUGAUUACAUUUCCAAUAUCCCCGUCCAUGUGGAAAUUCUAUAAGAGUUAUGUGAAGGCCAAUUAGAUGAUUAUCCGAUUGCAUUCUGUCUCCUAUUAAAACUUUUUUAACCUUUGUUGCAAGAGACAAGAAAGUAGUCAAGACGACUAGCUUGAUUAAGUCUCCUCCAUGUACAGUGAGGGAAAAAAGUAUUUGAUCCCCUGCUGAUUUUGUACGUUUGCCCACUGACAAAGAAAUGGUCAGUCUAUAAUUUUAAUGGUAGGUUUAUUUGUACAGUGAGAGACAGAAUAACAACAACAAAAUCCAGAAAAACGCAUGUCAAAAAUGUUAUAAAUUGAUUUGCAUUUUAAUGAGGGAAAUAAGUAUUUGACCCCCUCUCAAUCAGAAAGAUUUCUGGCUCCCAGGUGUCUUUUAUACAGGUAACGAGCUGAGAUUAGGAGCACACUCUUAAAGGGAGUGCUCCUAAUCUCAGUUUGUUACCUGUAUAAAAGACACCUGUCCACAGAAGCAAUCAAUCAAUCAGAUUCCAAACUCUCCACCAUGGCCAAGACCAAAGAGCUCUCCAAGGAUGUCAGGGACAAGAUUGUAGACCUACACAAGGCUGGAAUGGGCUACAAGACCAUCGCCAAGCAGCUUGGUGAGAAGGUGACAAAAGUUGGUGCGAUUAUUCGCAAAUGGAAGAAACACAAAAGACCUGUCAAUCUCCCUCGGCCUGGGGCUCCAUGCAAGUUCACACCUCGUGGAGUUGCAAUGAUCAUGAGAACGGUGAGGAAUCAGCCCAGAACUACACGGGAGGAUCUUGUCAAUGAUCUCAAGGCAGCUGGGACCAUAGUCACCAAGAAAACAAUUGGUAACACACUACGCCGUGAAGGACUGAAAUCCUGCAGCGCCCGCAAGGUCCCCGUGCAUUUCACCACCCCAUUCCUUUUUCCACGCAACUUCAUCUAAGGAUGUAGAGUGAGUUUCCUGUAAACAAUAUAUGUUAUGUUCCUUUAGCCACGUAAAGACUGAUCUUCUUUUUUAUAAUCUGCUAAACCGUUACAAUUAUAACUGGCUAUACUUAUUUCACCCCUUACCAUAACCAGAUACUAUUCUCAGUCUAAAUUGACCAUAAUUAGUGCUUGUAAAGUUACUGCCAUAAGUUCAGCAUCUUUGGUCCUACAUGGGAUUGUGUGCAAUAGUUUCGAAACUGAUACAGGAAUACAUCUGGAGUUAUCAUAGAAACAGUGUCAUGAUGAUGCUCCCGAGUGGCGCAGCGGUCUAAGGCACUGCAUCUCAGUGCUUGAGGCGUCACUACAGACCCCCUGGUUCGAUUCCAGGCUCUAUCACAACUGGCAGUGAUUGGGAGUCCCAUAGGGCGGCGCACAAUUGGCCCAGCGUCGUCCAGGUUUGGCCGGUGUAGGCCGUCAUUGUAAAUAAGAAUUUGUUCUUAACUGACUUGCCUAGUUAAAUAAAGUUAAAAUUUAAAAAAGAUGUGGCAAGUUACAAUUUGCUUUUUGAAAGUCCUAUAUCUUGAAAGCUUGAUUGUUGACAUGCAAAAAAAUGUGGGACUGUAUCAACAGUGGACUAAUGAAAGAAAUACCCAAAUAUUGUUUUUAAGUGGAUUAUUCCUUUAAUACAGUGCAUUUGGAAAGUAUUCAGACCCCUUGACUUUUUACACAUUUUGUUACGUUACAGCCUUAUUCUAAAAUUGAUUAAAUGUUUUUUUCCCCUCAUCAAUCUACACACAAUACCCCAUAAUGACAAAGCAAAAACAGGUUUGUUAACAGGUUUGAAUUAUCACAUUUACAUAAGUAUUCAGACCCUUAACUCAGUACUUUGUUGAAGCACCUUUAGCAGCGAUUACAGCCUGGAGUCUUGGGUAUGACGCUACAAGCUUGGCACACCUGUAUUUGGGGAGUUUCUCCCAUUCUUCUCUGCAGAUCCUCUCAAGCUCUUUCAGGUUGGAUUGGGAACAUCGCUGCACAGCUAUUUUCAGGUCUCUCGAGAGAUGUUCGAUCAGGUUCAAGUCCGGGCUCUUUUUGCAAAUUUAUAACAAAUAAAAAACAGAAAUACCUUAUUUACAUAAGUAUUCAGACCCUUUGCUAUGAGACUCGAAAUUGAGCUCGGGUGCAUCCUGUUCCAUUGAUCAUCCUUGAGAUGUUUCUACAACUUGAUGGGAGUCCACCUGUGGUAAAUCCAAUUGAUUGGACAUGAUUUGUAAAGGCACACACCUGUCUAUAUAAGGUCCCACAGUUGACCGUGCAUGUCAGAGCAAAAACCAAGCCAUGAGGUUGAAGGAAUUGUCCAUAGCUCCAAGACAGGAUUGUGUCAAGGCACAGAUCUGGGGAAGGGUACUAAAACAUUUCUGCAGCAUUAAAGGUCUCCAAGAACAGUGGCCUCCAUCAUUCUUAAAUGGAAGAAGUUUGAAACCAAACUCAUCCAAAAUGAGCAAUCGGGGGAGAAGGCCUUUAUCAGGGAGGUGACCAAGAACCCGCUGGUCACUCUGACAGAGGUCCAGAGUUCCUCUGUGGAGAAGGGAGAACCUUCCAGAAGGACAACCAUCUCUGCAGCACUCCACAAUCAGGCCUUUAUGGUAGAGUGGCCAGACUGAAACCAGUCCUCAGUAAAAGGCCCAUGAGAGCCCACUUGGAGUUUGCCAAAAGGCACCUAAAUGACUCUGACCAUGAGAAACUAGAUUUUCUGGUCUGAUGAAAGCAAGAUUGAACUCUUUGGCCUGAAUGCCAAAUGUCACGUCUGGAGGAAACCUGGCACCAUGCCUACGGUGAAACGUGGUGGCAGCAUCAUGCUGUGGGGAUGUUUUUCAGCGGCAGGGACUGGGAGACUAGUCAGGAUCGAGGGAAAGAUGAACGGAGCAAAGUACAGAGAGAUCCUUGAUGAAAACCUGCUCCAGAGCGCUCAGGACCUCAGACUGGGGCGAAGGUUCACCUUCCAACAGGACAACGACCCUAAGCACACAGCCAAGACAACGCAGGAGUGGCUUAGGGACAAGUCUCUGAAUGUCCUAGAGUGGCCCAGCCAGAGCCCGGACUUGAACCCAAUCAAACAUCUCUGGAGAGACCUGAAAAUAGCUCACAGAGCUUGAGAGGAUCUGCAGAGAAGAAUGGGAGAAACUCCCCAAAUACAGGUGUGCCAAGCUUGUAGCGUCAUGCCCAAGAAGACUUGAGGCUGUAAUCGCUGCCAAAGGUGCUUUAACAAAGUACUGAAUAAAGGGUCUGAAUACUUACAGUACCAGUACUACUCUGUAGAGGGAAGGACACACAUACACACACACAUUCAGUACCAGUCAAAAGUUUGGACAAACCUACUCAUUCAAGGGUUUUUCUUUAUUUUGACUAUUUUCUACAUUGUAGAAUAAUAGUGAAGACAUCAAAACUAUGAAAUAACACAUAUGGAAUUAUGUAGUAACCAAAAAAGUGUUAAACAAAUCAAAAUAUAUUUUAGAUUUUAGAUUCUUCAAAGUAGCCACCCUUUGCCUUGAUGACAGCUUUGCACACCCUUGGCAUUCUCUCAACCAGCUUCAUGAGGAAUGCUUUUUCAACGGUCUUGAAGGAGUUGCCACAUAUACGGAGCACUUGUUGGCUGCUUUUCAUUCACUCUGCGGUCCAACUCAUUCCAAACCAUCUCAAUUGGGUUGAGGUCGGGUGAUUGUGGAGGCCAGGUCAUCAGAUGCAGCACUCCCAUCACUUUCCUUCUUGGUCAAAUAGCCCUUACACAGCCUGGAGGUGUGUUGGGUCAUUGUCCUGUUGAAAAACAAAUGAUAGUCCCACUAAGCAUAAACCAGAUGGGAUGGCGUAUCGGUGCAGAUUGCUUUGGUAGCCAUUCUGGUUAAGUGUUCCUUGAAUUCUAAAUAAAUCACAGACAGUGUCACCAGCAAAGCACCAUCACUCCACCUCCUCCAUGCUUCAUGGUGGGAACCACACAAUCGGAGAUCAUCUGUUCACCUACUCUGUGUCUCACAAAGACACUGCGGUUGGGACUCAUCAGACCAAAGGACAGAUUUUUCUUUGCAGAAAUUCGGCCUUGAAGGCCUGAUUCACGCAGUCUCCCCUGAACAUUUGAUGUUGAGAUGUGUCUGUUUCUUGAACUCUGUGAAGCAUUAAUUUGGAUUGCAAUCUGAGGUGCAGUUAACUCUAAUGAACUUAUCCUCUGCAGCAGAGGUAACUUUGUCUUCCAUUCCGGUGGUGGUCCUCAUGAUAGUCGGUUUCACCAUAGCGCUUCAUGGUUUUUGCGACUGCACUUGAAGAAACUUUCAAAGUUCUUGAAAAGUUCCGUAUUGACUGACCUUCAUGGCUUAAAGUAAUGAUGGACUGUUGUUUCUUUUUGCUUAUUUGAGCUGUUCUUGCCAUAAUAUGGACUUGGUAUUUCACCAAAUAGGGCUAUCUCCUGUAUACCACCCCUACUUUGUCACAACACAACUGAUUGGCUCAAACACAUUCAGAAGAAAAUAAAUUCCACAAAUUAACUUUUAACAAGGCACACCUGUUAAUUGAAACGCAUUCCAGGUGACUACCUCAUGAAGCUGGUUGAGAGAAUGCCAAGAGUGUGCAAAGCUGUCAUCAAGGCAAAGGGUGGCUACUUUGAGAAUCUCAAAUCGAAAAUAUAUUUUAAAUGUUUUGGUUUUUUAAAGGGUUAGUACAUGAUUCCAUAUGUUAUUCCAUCGUUUUGAUGUCUCCACUAUUAUUAUACAAUGUAGAAAAUAGUUAAAAUAAAGAAAAACCCUUGAAUGAGUAGGUGUGUCCAAACGUUUGACUGGUACUACAUAUAAAUGUGAUAUUUCAGUUUUUUUAUUUUUAAUACAUUUUCAGAAAUUUCAAAAAUCCUGAUUUUCCUAUGUCAUUGUGGGGUAUUGUGUGUAGAUUGAUGAGGGGGAAAAAACAUUUUAAUACAUUUUAGAAUAAGGCUGUAACGUAACAAAAUGUGGAAAAUGCCAAGGGUUCUGAAUAAUUUCCGAAUGCACUGUACAGGGGACAGCAUUCUCCACAACUCCAGUCCUGCUGGGGCCACAGUAUGUGCCUGCUUUUUUUCUAUCCCAGCACAAAUGCACCAGAUAAAACAUACAUGAGCUUGUAAGGGGUAAGUGGAAGGUAGACUCCUUGAAUUAUCUCAGACACCCACCUUGUUUUUUCCAGACCACAGAGUCUGGCUGUUCUGACUCACAGAUAGUCCUCAGACACUGAGUCAGAGGUACCUGUCUGGACUACCCAUAGCCCUACAGUAAGUUAACCUACUACUGUUACACUGGGAAUUACUUGGAAAAAACCUGCGAGCUGCUGCCCUCUCUGCAAUGGCUCCGCCUGUUGGCCCCCUGGGGUAUUACAGGAGUGAGGUAGCAGUGUAUCGAGGCACAUAAUGUACUUAAUUUCAAUUAUUUUAGACCAGUGUUCCUAGAGAGCCGCAAUGUGUGCAGGGUUUGGUCUCACGUGCAUCACUCUUUUUAGACACCCAAUUCAACUAAUCCACAAGACUCUGAUUAGGAUAAUCUGUGUUUUAGUGCUGGUCUGGGACACAUUGUGCAUUAUAUAUUUUCUUCACAAUGUCAUGCCACCUGAAUGUGCUGAAUAAGCCCAGAGAGGUUAAGUAAUGACUGUGUCAUGUAUGUACAGAAGCCUUGCUCACUGCUGAGUCUCUAAAUAACUUACCACAUCAUCUCUUAAGACAGCCUGUCUCAACACAGUCUUAGGGAUUCAGUCAUUUUAAACAUGUUUGAUGGAUUCCCGCUAAACAAGGGCUUGCGUAUUUAGUUGACUAGAUAUUUAAAUCAGGGGUGCCAGUGUUGGAAUACAUCAAAUGUGAAAUGAAUGGGAUAUCACAAGUAGCAAAAAUAGCAAGGUCUCAAAGACAUUUGCAAACCCCUUGAAAAUACGUCAGAUUUAUAAGACCUAGUUUUUCUUGUUCUUCCUCUCUUCUCCUGUCUUUUAUUAACACCUCGUUUUACCUCGUUCUUUCCAGUCACAGACGAAGACACAGUCAAGAGAUACUACGCCAAGUUUGAGGAGAAGUUCUUUCAGGCGUGCGAGAAGGAGCUGGCCAAAAUCAACACAUUCUACUCAGGUAACUGUACAACUGUGUACAACAAUGUGUUGUCAUUUCUGUUGCUGGAAUACAUGCACCUGAUAUAACCAAACCACCGUGUGUCUCUACUUAGCUAGCCUAUUUCUAUGAUUGUACAAAAAAACUACAGCACAUUCACAAUGCGUGAUUAGCAAACAGUCACACGCUCCUCCACUGUCCACCACUGGCUAGGCCACUAAAGGCCCAUCUGUUCAGAAGACAAACAUUUAAACCCUUAGGGAGUGAAUCUCCCUGCCAGAAACCAAUAGUUAGGCAACAGAGACAGAAUCAGGCUGCCUCGCUCUCUUACUUAAUCUCCCUCUCUCUCCUACCCAUGAUCCUUCUUCCCAUGACCCUUCCUCCUUCUCUCUCCUUCUCUUCUCUCCCCCUCUUUUCUCCCCCUCUCCUCUCUCCCCCUCUCCAGAAAAGCUAGCAGAGGCCCAGCGUCGUUUCGCCACUCUCCAGAAUGAGCUGCAGUCGUCGCUGGACGCCCAGCGGGAGAGCAGCAUGCAAGGCCUUCGUCGCCGCCGCAAGGCCGUCUUCCACCUGUCCCAGCAGGAGCGCUGCAAACACCGCAACAUCAAGGACCUGCAGCUGGCCUUCUCCGAGUUCUACCUCAGCCUCAUCCUGCUACAGAACUACCAGGUUAGUACCCUAAACCCUAGAUACUACCCCCUAUACACUACCCCUAGACCACAGGAGGCUGCUGGGGGGGGGGGGGAGACUCUUAGUAAUGGCUGGAAUGGAGUGAAUGGAAUGGUAUCAAACACAUGGAAACCAUGUGUUUGAUACCAUUCCAUUUAUUCCGUUCCAGCCAUUACUAUGAGUCUGUCCUCCUCAAUUAAGGUGCCACCAAAGUCCUGUGCCCUAAACACUAUCACUAGACACUACCUCAGCCUCAUCCUGCUGCAGAAUUAUGAAGUUAGUAGACACUACCAGGGUGGGAAAUGAACUUUUUGGUCCACCAACCACUGUGGCAGGUAGAUGAAAAAAAUCUACUAGCCACUCAGUUUUUUUACCAGGCAUUUGUUUUUUUAUUGCCGUUAUUACACCAAAAAUCACCCCAAAAAUUAUAAGCAUUCUUUCUAAUGUUUCUAAAACAAGAAAUCUAUUACUAGUAAUGGGGUAUAUUGCUUAAUUUCAAUUUUGUGACCUGUGUAUUUUUUAACCAAUUAUGUUAAAAUAAAUCAUUUAUAUCCUAAAUUAAAAACUGAUAAAUAGUUCUACAACUAAACAUUAAGAAUCAACAAAUUGCCUGCCCUGCCACAAAAUCCUGAGUGAUGUGGCUUAUUUAAGCAAUAGUGUGAGUGCCUGGACACAGCCAUUAGUGCCUGGACACAGCCAUUAGCCGUGGUAUAUUGGCCAUAUACCACAAACCCCCUGAGGUGCCUUAUUGCUAUUAUAAACUGGUUACCAACGUAAUUAGAACAGUAAAAAGUAUUUUGUUGUCAUACCCGUGCUAUACGGUCUGAUAUACCAUUGUCAUAUCUGUACAAUAAAAGAAUCUGGGAGAACCCUACUGAUGGUCCAAAAAAUGUAUCUGAGGGAUCCGAAAAAAUUAUCAGAGAGACUCCUACUUAUAACCAUUCUCCUCUCCUCUCCCCAGAAUCUGAACUUCACAGGUUUCCGUAAAAUCCUGAAGAAGCAUGAUAAGAUCCUGGAGACAUCGCGGGGGGCCGACUGGCGUGUGGCCCACGUGGAGGUCGCCCCCUUCUACACCUGCAAGAAGAUCACCCAGCUCAUCUCUGAGACUGAGGUACUGGACUUGACAGACAUUUUUUUCCCCCUCUUAUCAAUGAGAAGUAUUGGCUCGUAGCAAUGUACUAUAAUCAUUUCAGUUUUUGUCUUUUAGCUGUGACUCUCUCACUCUCUCUGUCUCAUUUCAAUUUCAAUUUAAGUGGCUUUAUUGGCAUGGGAAACAUAUGUUUACAUUGCCAAAGCAAGUGAAAUAGAUAAUAAACAGAAGUGAAAUAAACAAUAAAAGAUUAUCAGUAAACAUUACACUCAGAAGUUCCAAAAUAAUAAAGACAUUUCAAGUGUCAUAUUAUGUCUAUAUACAGUGUUAAAGUUCUCGCUCUUGCUCUCUCUCUCUCUCUCUCUCUCUCUCAGGCCCUGGUAACACAAGAGUUGGAGGGAGGAGACAGACAGCGAGCCAUGAAGAGGCUACGAGUGCCCCCACUGGGUGCUGCACAGCCUGCUCCGGCGUGGACCACCUUUAGGGUCGGCUUGUACUGUGGAGUCUUCCUCGUCCUCAUGGUCACUGUCGUCAUCACAGGUAUGCCUGUCUUCCCUGCUUUUCCCCUAUUAUCCUCCUCCCCUCUGCUACUGAGGCUGUAACACAGGUUUUAAACCAUGGUGGUGUGAAGCGCUUUACCAUGUGAAAAGAUUAGCUCCAUAGUGAGAGUUUCUCCGUCCAUCAUUCUUUCAUACAGGCCCUAGUCCUCUAGUUCAGGAUUUGAUAGCUCAGUUAUUGACAGAAAUGUGCCAUUAUUGUGUUAUUAAUACGUUAUGAAUGUGUUAUUAACCGUCUUGCCCUCUAGCUGCGGUUGUGAUAGAGAAUGCCAACGUGUGGCCGCUGGUGAGGAUCUACCGCGGCGGCUUCCUGCUGAUCGAGUUCCUCUUCCUGUUGGGCAUCAACACGUAUGGCUGGCGCCAGGCGGGGGUCAACCACGUGCUUAUCUUCGAGCUCAACCCCCGCAACAACCUCUCCCACCAGCACCUCUUUGAGGUAGGAGUUUGGGCCUGAUUGGAUACUGAUUGUGUUUUAUUCAUACAGCUCUGGUUAUUACUUGUACCUAUGUGUCUUUUUGUGUUCACAUUUAUUGUUACUGAAUCAAGCUUUUCACAUUAGUAUCAAGUCAUUUGCUUGAAUUCUCUCUCUCUCUCUCUCUCCUUAUCUCUCUCUUUCUGUCUCUCUCUCUCCCUUUAUCUCUCUUGCUCUCUCUCUCUCUCGGUCUCCCCCAUCUCUCUCUCUCUCUCUCUCUCCCCCCCCAUCUCUCUCUCUCACUCUCCCUUUAUUGGUAUGAAAUUAGCAAUCAACUGUUGCCAAAGCAAUAAGCAGUAGAACGUAAUGACACAGUAAUCGAUUGAAAAUGCAAUCAAAUUACAACACAAGUGAACCUCUCUCUCUCUCCUCACCUCCACAUAGAUUGCUGGUUUCCUGGGGGUGCUGUGGUGUGUGAGCAUCCUGUCCUGUCUGUUCUCCAAGUCCAUCCUGGUGCCCAUGCAGGCCAACCCCCUGGUCCUCUACGGCUUCUUCUUCCUCUUCCUCAUCAACCCCUUCAAGACCCUCUACUACAAGUCACGCUUCUGGCUCCUCAAACUGCUAGUGAGACGCUCAGAAAGCUGCUGAACAUGUCUGAACAUGUGCCUGGCAUCAUGAUGUUGCCAAAUGCUGUAUUCUGUAUCCUAAUCAGUAAUAUAUAGUUAUCUCUCUUUUCCCCUCUUUGUCUCACUCUCUCUCUAUUUCUCUCUCUCUGUUUCCCUUUCGGUCUAUUUCCCUCUCUCCCUCUCUCUUGUCUCCCCCCCUCGCUACGUUUCCCCAUAUCCAUCCCUCCCUCUCCUCCAGUUCCGUGUGGUGACAGCCCCGUUCCACAGGGUAGAGUUUGCAGACUUCUGGCUGGCUGACCAGCUCAACUCUCUAGGGGUGGUUCUGAUGGACCUGGAGUACCUCAUCUGUUUCUACAGCUUCGAGCUCGACUGGAAGCAACAGGACGGGCUACUGCGGGACAGUAAGCAAUGAAUUCACACACGAGUACACAUGGAUAUACACGUGUACAUACACGCACUGAGACACAAAAACACACACAUACAGUGCAUUCAAAGUAUUCAGACCCCUUGACUUUUCCCACAUUGUUACGUUACAGCUUUAUUCUAAAAUGGAUGAAAUCAUUUUUGUCCCUCAUCAAUCUACACACAAUACCCCAUAAUGACAAAGCAAAAACAGGUUUUUAGACAUUUGCAAAUGUAUUAAAAAUAAAAGAUACUGAAAUAUUACAUUUACAUAAGUAUUCAGACCCUUUACUCUUUGUUGAAGCACCUUUGGCAAUGAUUACAGCCUCGAGUCUAAUUGGAUUUGACGCUACAAACUUGGCACACCUGUAUUUGGGGCGUUUCUCCCAUUCUUCUCUGCAGAUCCUCUCAAGCUCUGUCAGGUUGGAUGGGCAGCGUCGCUGCACAGCUAUUUUCAGGUCUCUCCAGAGAUGUUCGAUCGGGUUCAAGUCUGGGCUCUGGCUGGGCCACUCAAGGACAUUCAGAGACUUGUCCCGAAGCCACUCCUGUGUUGUCUUGGCUGUGUACUUAAGGUUGCUGUCCUGUUGGAAGGUGAACCUUCGAACCAGUCUGAGGUCCUGAGCGCACUGGAGCAGGUUUUCAUCUAUACUAUGCUCCGUUCAGCUUUACCUCGAUCCUGACUAGUCUCCCAGUCCCUGCCGCUGCGAAACAUCCCCACAGCAUGAUGCUGCCACCACCAUGCUUCACCGUAGGGAUGGUGCCAUGUUUCCUCCAGACGUGGAGCUUGGCACUCAGGCCAAAGAGUUCAAUCUUGGUUUCAUCAGACCAGAAAAUCUUGUUUCUCAUUGUCUGAGAGUCAUUUAGGUGCCUUUUGGCAAACUCUAAGCGGGCUGUGAGGUGCCUUUCACUGAGGAGUGGCUUCCGUCUGGCCAUUGUAUCAUGAAGGCCUGAUUGGUGGAGUGCUGCAGAGAUGGUUGUCCUUCUGGAAGGUUCUCCUGUCUCCACAGAGGAACUCUGCAGCUCUGUCAGUGACCAUCGGGUUCUUGGUCACCUCCCUGACCAAGGCCCUUCUCCCCCGAUUGCUCAGUUUAGCCGGGCCGGCCAGCUCUUGGAAAAGUCUUGGUGGUUCCAAACUUCUUCCAUUUAAGAAUGAUGGAGGCCACUGUGUUCUUGGGAACCUUCAAUGCUGCAUAAUUUUUUUGGUAGCCUUCCCCAGAUCUGUGCCUCGACACAAUCCUGUCUCGGAGCUCUACGGACAAUUCCUUCAACCUCAUGGCUUGGUUUUUGCUCUAACAUGCACUGUCAACUGUGGGACCUUAUAUAGACAGGUGUGUGCCUUUCCAAAUCAUGUCCAAUCAAUUGAAUUUACCACAGGUGGACUCCAAUCAAGUUGUAGAAAACAUCUCAAGGAUGAUCAAUAGAAACAGGAUGCACCUGAGCUCAAUUUCGAGUCUCAUUGCAAAGGGUCUGAAUAUUUAUGUAAAUAAAUUAGUCGUUAUGAGGUAUUGUGUGUAGAUUAAUGUGGGAAAAAAGUAAUUUAAUCAAUUUUAGAAUAAGGCUGUAACGUAACAAAAUGUAGAAAAAGUCAAGGGGUCUGAAUACUUUCCGAAUGCACUGUAUACACACACACAAUAACACACUCCAAGCUCCAUUGAAAAUAAGCUUGUUAGAGUUUCAGACCUUCAAUCCGUCAGUUCAACAAUCGGGGCUUUUCUUAUUUUUUCUGUCCUCUCCUUUGUCCUUCUCUCCUCUCUCUGUCUGUAUUUCUCUUUCUCACACACACACAACUCAACACAACACAACUCAACACAGCCUUAUCCAAACACACAAAGCUCAGUCAAAACAAGCCUACGGCCCAAUCUAGCCCACACUAAACAUACCCUCAAGACUUUCGUCCAAACAAAGCUAACUUGAGUCCAAACAAACAUAGCCCAGUCACAAACAUAACCUAGUCCACACAUACAGCUCACUGCAAACACGCAUAAUGCAAACACAACAAACAUUAUCCAGUCCAAACAAACACACCACCACCGCCACCUAGCCCUGUUCAAGCAUGUUUUAUCAAUAUUAUUGAUUUUAUGGGUGAGAAGUGUUGGAGUCAACUCCAUCUAAAACUCAAGUCAAUUGAGUAUGUUGAAUUGCAUUUCUGGAAAGAAAAUAUCCAAUCCAUCCAACAGAGGGGAAUUUCAAUGGAACAUAUUCGGCAGAUUUUAUUGGUUGAUUGAUAAUCAUUGAGAUAGGUGCUGGUGUUUGUCACUCCUACUCGUAUACCGUGUGCGUGAUUUUAUCUGUUCAUUUAUAAUCAAUGUGUUUUCCGAUAGGUGGAGGCGUGUGUCACUCGUACUCGUACGGAGUGCGGGCCGUGAUCCAGUGUCUACCGGCAUGGUUCCGCUUCGUGCAGUGCCUGCGGCGUUACCGCGACUCCAAACGGGCUUUCCCUCACCUGGUCAACGCCGGGAAAUACUCCACCACUUUCUUCGUGGUCACCUUCGCUGCCCUGUACAGCACUCACAAAGAGAAUCGUAAGUGUCCUGAUACUGUAUUAUAAUAAUACUACUGUACUCCUCAGACAUUAGUACAGUAGAUAUACAGUGGGGGAAAAAAGUAUUUAGUCAGCCACCAAUUGUGCAAGUUCUCCCACUUAAAAAGAUGAGAGAGGCCUGUAAUUUUCAUCAUAUGUACACGUCAACUAUGACAGACAAAUUGAGAAAAAAAAUCCAGAAAAUCACAUUGUAGAAUAUUUAAUGAAUUUAUUUGCAAAUUAUGGUGGAAAAUAAGUAUUUGGUCACCUACAAACAAGCAAGAUUUCUGGCUCUCACAGACCUGUAACUUCUUCUUUAAGAGGCUCCUCUGUCCUCCACUCGUUACCUGUAUUAAUGGCACCUGUUUGAACUUGUUAUCAGUAUAAAAGACACCUGUCCACAACCUCAAACAGUCACACUCCAAACUCCACUAUGGCCAAGACCAAAGAGCUGUCAAAGGACACUAGAAACAAAAUUGUAGACCUGCACCAGGCUGGGAAGACUGAAUCUGCAAUAGGUCAAAUCAAAUCAAAUCAAAUUUUAUUGGUCACAUGCGCCGAAUACAACAGGUGCAGACAUUACAGUGAAAUGCUUACUUACAGCCCUUAACCAACAGUGUAUUUAUUUUAAACAAAAAAAGUAAGAAUAAAACAACAACAAAAAAAGUGUUGAGAAAAAAAGAGCAGAAGUAAAAUAAAGUGACAGUAGGGAGGCUAUAUAUACAGGGGGGUACCGUUGCAGAGUCAAUGUGCGGGGGCACCGGCUAGUUGAGGUAGUUGAGGUAAUAUGUACAUGUGGGUAGAGUUAAAGUGACUAUGCAUAAAUACUUAACAGAGUAGCAGCAGCGUAAAAAGGAUGGGGUGGGGGGGGGCAGUGCAAAUAGUCCGGGUAGCCAUGAUUAGCUGUUCAGGAGUCUUAUGGCUUGGGGGUAGAAGCUGUUGAGAAGUCUUUUGGACCUAGACUUGGCACUCCGGUACCGCUUGCCGUGCGGUAGCAGAGAGAACAGUCUAUGACUAGGGUGGCUGGAGUCUUUGACAAUUUUGAGGGCCUUCCUCUGACACCGCCUGGUAUAGAGGUCCUGGAUGGCAGGACGCUUUGCCCCAGUGAUGUACUGGGCCGUACGCACUACCCUCUGUAGUGCCUUGCGGUCAGAGGCCAAGCAGUUGCCAUACCAGGCGGUGACGCAACCAGUCAGGAUGCUCUCGAUGGUGCAGCUGUAGAAUUUUUUGAGGAUCUGAGGACCCAUGCCAAAUCUUUUUAGUCUCCUGAGGGGGAAUAGGCUUUGUCGUGCCCUCUUCACGACUGUCUUGGUGUGUUUGGACCAUGAUAGUUCGUUGGUAAGCAGCUUGGUUUGAAGAAAUCAACUGUGGGAGCAAUUAUUAGGAAAUGGAAGACAUACAAGACCACUGAUAAUCUCCCUCGAUCUGGGGCUCCACGCAAGAUCUCACCCCGUGGGGUCAAAAUGAUCACAAGAACGGUGAGCAAAAAUCCCAGAACCACACGGGGGGACCUAGUGAAUGACCUGCAGAGAGCUGGGACCAAAGUAACAAAGCCUACCAUCAGUAACACACUACGCCGCCAGGGACUCAAAUCCUGCAGUGCCAGACGUGUCCCCAUGCUUAAGCCAGUACAUGUCUAGGCCCGUCUGAAGUUUGCUAGAGUGCAUUUGGAUGAUCCAGAAGAGGAUUGGGAGAAUGUCAUAUGGUCAGAUGAAACCAAAAUAUAACUUUUUGGUAAAAACUCAACUCGUCGUGUUUGGAGGACAAAGAAUGCUGAGUUGCAUCCAAAGAACACCAUACCUACUGUGAAGCAUGGGGGUGGAAACAUCAUGCUUUGGGGCUGUUUUUCUGCAAAGGGACCAGGACGAGUGAUCCGUGUAAAGGAAAGAAUGAAUGGGGCCAUGUAUCGUGAGAUUUUGAGUGAAAACCUCCUUCCAUCAGCAAGGGCAUUGAAGAUGAAACGUGGCUGGGUCUUUCAGCAUGACAAUGAUCCCAAACACACCGCCGGGCAACGAAGGAGUGGCUUCGUAAGAAGCAUUUCAAGGUCCUGGAGUGGCCUAGCCAGUCUCCAGAUCUCAACCCCAUAGAAAAUCUUUGGAGGGAGUUGAAAGUCCGUGUUGCCCAGCGACAGCCCCAAAACAUCACUGCUCUAGAGGAGAUCUGCAUGGAGGAAUGGGCCAAAAUACCAGCAACAGUGUGUGAAAACCUUGUGAAGACUUACAGAAAACGUUUGACCUGUGUCAUUGCCAACAAACUUUUGUUAUUGACCAAAUACUUAUUUUCCACCAUAAUUUGCAAAUAUAUUCAUUAAAAAUCCUACAAUGUGAUUUUCCCCCCCCACUGUAUUAGGGUUGCAAAGGGAGGGUAUAUUACUGGAAACUUUAGAAGUUUACCAGUAAAGUACCAGAAUUUUGGUAUCUUUCAAGGAUUUUAUAUAAUCUAGCACAAUACAUCUAGUGGCUCUUUUGGGUACUUCAGAUUAUCACUGGUGUCUAUAAUAAUCUCUGUCCCUCUGUGUGACUUUAUCACAUGUAAAAUAUAUCAAAUAAUUGAAUAAGAUUAUUAAAAAAUUAAAAAAUAGAAUGACAAAGCUGUAAAACAUUCUCCUAAAUAUAAACCAUAAACUUAGUGAAUACCAUUGGUGUUUCAUUUGAGGGUUUCAGCAUGAAAUGUCCUUUAUAAAACAAUGUUUACUCACUUAUUUAUUUGACCUUCUCAAUAUGUUUGUGUUUUCAAUAUUUUGGUGUCAAGCUGGUAUGCCUCUGCCUCUCUCUUCCUAGCUGCGAGUCACAACGAAGCUAAGAUCUUCUUCUACCUGCUGAUUGGCUGUUCCAUAGUCAGUUCCUGUUACACCCUGGUGUGGGACCUGAAGAUGGACUGGGGCUUGUUUGACCGCAACGCAGGCGAUAACACAUUACUCAGAGAGGAGAUCGUCUACCCUCAGAAAGUUAGUAUACACCUUUGAAAAAAAGCUAUACCUACCAAAAUAUUGAAUAAAGGUGCUGAUUUAAUCAUAUAUACAGUGGGGAGAACAAUUAUUUGAUACACUGCCGAUUUUGCAGGUUUUCCUACUUGCAAAGCAUGUAGAGGUCUGUAAUUUUUAUCAUAGGUACACUUCAACUGUGAGAGACGGAAUCUAAAACAAAAAUCCAGAAAAUCACAUUGUAUGAUUUUUAAGUAAUUAAUUUGCAUUUUAUUGCAUUACAUAAGUAUUUGAUACAUCAGAAAAGCAGGGGCUGUCGCUGGGCAAUACGGACUUUCAGCUCUCUCCAAAGAUUUUCUAUUGGGUUCAGGUCUGGAGACUGGCUAGGCCACUCCAGGACCUUGAGAUGCUUCUUACGGAGGCACUCCUUAGUUGCCCUGGCUGUGUGUUUCGGGUCGUUGUCAUGCUGGAAGACCCAGCCACGACCCAUCUUCAAUGCUCUUACUGAGGGAAGGAGGUUGUUGGCAAAGAUCUCGCGAUACAUGGCCCCAUCCAUCCUCCCCUCAAUACGGUGCAGUCGUCCUGUCCCCUUUGCAGAAAAACAUCCCCAAAGAAUGAUGUUUCCACCUCCAUGCUUCACGGUUGGGAUGGUGUUCUUGGGGUUGUACUCAUCCUUCUUCUUCCUCCAAACACGGCGAGUGGAGUUUAGACCAAAAAGCUCUAUUUUUGUCUCAUCAGACCACAUGACCUUCUCCCAUUCCUCCUCUGGAUCAUCCAGAUGGUCAUUGGCAAACUUCAGACGGGCCUGGACAUGCGCUGCCUUGAGCAGGGGGACAUUGCGUGCGCUGCAGGAUUUUAAUCCAUGACAGCGUAGUGUGUUACUAAUGGUUUUCUUUGAGACUGUGGUCCCAGCUCUCUUCAGGUCAUUGACCAGGUCCUGCCGUGUAGUUCUGGGCUGAUCCCUCACCUUCCUCAUGAUCAUUGAUGCCCCACGAGGUGAGAUCUUGCAUGGAGCCCCAGACCGAGGGUGAUUGACCGUCAUCUUGAACUUCUAAUAAUUGCGCCAACAGUUGUUGCCUUCUCACCAAGCUGCUUGCCUAUUUUCCUGUAGCCCAUCCCAGCCUUGUGCAGGUCUACAAUUUUAUCCCUGAUGUCCUUACACAGCUCUCUGGUCUUGGCCAUUGUGGAGAGGUUGGAGACUGUUUGAUUGAGUGUGUGACAGGUGUCUUUUAUACAGGUAACGAGUUCAAACAGGUGCAGUUAAUACAGGUAAUGAAUGGAGAACAGGGGGGCUUCUUAAAGAAAAAUUAACAGGUCUGUGAGAGCUGGAAUUCUUACUGGUUGGUAGGUGAUCACAUACUUUUGUCAUGCAAUAAAAUGCAAAUUAAUUACUUAAAAAUCAUACAAUGUGAUUUUCUGGAUUUUUGUUUUAGAUUCCGUCUCUCACAGUUGAAGUGUACCUAUGAUAAAAAUGACAGACCUCUACAUGCUUUCUAAGUAGGAAAACCUGCAAAAUCGGCAGUGUAUCAAAUACUUGUUCUCCCCACUGUAUAUACUGAACAAAAAUAUAAAUGCAACAUGUAACAAUUUCAAAGAUUUACUGGGUUACAGUUCAUAUAUAAGGAAAUAAGUAAAUUGAAAUAAAUUAAUUAGGCCCUAAUCUAUGGAUUUCACAUGACUGGGAAUACAGAUAUGCAUCUGUUGGUCACAGACACAUUUUUUUUCAAAGGUAGGGGUGGGGAUCAGAAAACCAGUCAGUAUCUGGUGUGACCACCAUUUGCCUCAUGCAGCGCAACACAUCUCCUUUGCAUAGAGUUGAUUGUGGCCUAUAGAAUGUUGUCCCACUCCUCUUCAAUAGCUGUGUGAAGUUGCUCGAUAUUGUCAUGAACUGGAACAGGCUGUCAUACAUGUCGAUCCAGAGCAUCCCAAACAUGCUCAAUGGGUGACAUGUCUGGUGAGUAUGCAGGCCAUGGAAGAACUGGGACAUUUUCAGCUUCCAGGAAUUGUGUACAGAUCCUUGCAACAUGGGGCCGUGCAUUAUCUUGCUGAAACAUGAGGUGAUGGCGGCGGAUGAAUGGCACGACAAUGCCAAAUUCUCUAAAACAAAGUUGGAGGUGGCUUAUGGUAGAGAAAUGAACAUUCAAUUCUCUGGCAACAGCUCUGGUGGACAUUCCUGCAGUCGGCAUGACAAUUGCACGCUCCCUCAAAACUUGAGACCUCUGUGGCAUUGUGUUGUGUGACAAAACUGAAAUGUAGAGUGCAUUUUAUUGUCCCCUGCACAAGGUGCAGCUGUGUAAUGAUCCUGCUGUUUAAUCAGCUUCUUGAUAUGCCACACCAGUCAGGCGGAUGGAUUAUCUUGGCAAAGGAGAAAUGCUCACUAACAGGGAUGUAUAAAAAUUUGUGAACAUUUCUGGGAUAUUUUGUUUCAGCUCAUGAAACAUGGGACCAACACUACAUGUUGCGUUUAUAUUUUUGUUCAAUAUACAGUACCAGUCAAAAGUUUGGACUCACCUACUCAUUCAAGGGCUUUUCUUUAUUUUGACUAUUUUCUACAUUGUAGAAUAAUAGUGAAGACAUCAAAACUAUGAAAUAACACGUAUGGAAUCAUGUAGUAACCCAAAAAAAGUGUUAAACAAAUCAAAAUAUAUUUUAGAUUCUUCAAAGUAGCCACCCUUUGCCUUGAUGACAGCUUUGCACACACUUGGCAUUCUCUCAACCAGCUUCAUGAGGAAUGCUUUUCCAACAGUCUUGAAGGAGUUCCUACAUGCUGAGCACUUGUUGGCCGCUUUUCCUUCACUCUGCGGUCCAACUAAUCCCAAACCAUCUCAAAUGGGUUGAGGUCGGGUGAUUGUGGAGGCCAGGUCAUCUGAUGCAGCACUCCAUCACUCUCCUUCUUGGUCAAAUAGCCCUUACACAGCCUGGAGGUGUGUUUUGGGUCAUUGUCCUGUUGAAAAAUAAAUGAUAGUCCCACUAAGCACAAACCAGAUGGGAUGGCGUAUCGCUGCAGAAUGCUGUGGUAGCCAUACUGGUUAAAUGUGCCUUGAAUUCUAAAUAAAUCACAGACAGUGUCACCAGCAAAGCACCAUAACACCUUCUCCACCUCCUCCUCCAUUCUUCACGGUGGGAACCACACAUGCGGAGAUCAUCCGUUCACCUGCACCACGUCUCUCAAAUCUGGACUCAUCAGACCAAAGGACAGAUUUCCACCGAUCUAAUGUCGAUUGCUCGUGUUUCUUGGCCCAAGCAAGUCUCUUCUUCUUAUUGGUGUCCUUUAGUAGUGGUUUCUUUGCAGCAAUUUGACCAUGAAGGCCUGAUUCACACAGUCCCCUCUGAACAGUUGAUGUUGAGAUGUGUCUGUUACUUGAACUCUGAAGCAUUUAUUUGGGCUGCAAUUUCUGUGGCUGGUAACUCUAACUUAUCCUCUGGGUCUUCCAUUCCUGUGGCGGUCCUCAUGAGAGCCAGUUUCAUCAUAGCGCUUGAUGGUUUUUGCGACUGCACUUGAAGAAACUUUCAAAGUUUUUGAAAUGUUCCGUAUUGACUGACCUUCAUGGCAUAAAGUAAUGAUGGACUGUCGUUUCUCUUUGCUUAUUUGAGCUGUUCUUGCCAUAAUAUGGACUUGGUCUUUUACCAAAUAGGGCUAUCUUCUGUAUACCACCCCUACCUCGUCACAACACAAUUGAUUGGCUCAAAUGCAUUUAAGAAGGAAUGCAUUUCAGGUGACUACCUCAUGAAGCUGGUUGAGAUAAUGCCAAGAGUGUGCAAAGUUGUCAUCAAGGCAAAGGGUGGCUACUUUAAAGAAUCAGAAAUAUAUAUUUGUUUAACACUUUUUUUGGUUACUAUAUAAUUCCAUAUGUGUUAUUUCAUAGUGUUGAUGUCUUCUAUUAUUUUACAAUGUAGAAAAUAGUUAAAAUAAAGAAAAACCCUGGAGUGAGUAGGUGUGUCCAAACUUUUGACUGGUACUUAAUAUAUAUUGUUGGCGAAAGCAUAUGCCUCAAAGAGGAACAGAGAGGAUGUCUGAUAAUUUAUAAAAUAAUCAUUAAAAUAUUUUUUGGGGGCCUACUAUUUCUGUCAUUUCAGAAGAUGUGUAUGUGAUGAUAAUGUGUGUUUUCAGGCCUACUACUACUGUGCCAUACUGGAGGAUGUGCUGCUGCGUUUUGCCUGGACGAUACCCCUCUCCCUGAGCACGGUCAGUGGGAUACCCUCAGCUGCAGACAUCGUGGCCACCAUCCUAGCCCCUCUGGAGGUCUUCAGGUGAGAACACUCACUAUCUCUCUCUCCCUCUCUUUCUCACACUAUCUAUCUCUCUCACUAUCUUUCCCCCCCCCCCCCCCCCCCCUCUCUCUCUCUCUCUCUCUCACUAUGUCUCUCCCCCUUUCUCUCACUAUCUCUUUCUCUCCCCCUCUCUCUCACUAUCUGUCUCACUCUCUCUCACUACCUAUCUCUCUCUACCCCUCUCUCACUAUCUCUCGCCCCCUCUCUUUCUCUCACUAUUUCUCACUCAAUUAAAUUCAAAGGGCUUUACUGGCAUAGGAAACAUAUGUUUAUAUUGCCAAAGCAAGUGAAAUAGAUAAUAAACAAUCAGAAAUGAACAGUAAACAUUACACUCACAAAGGUGUCAAAGGAAUAGACACAUUUCAAAUGUCAUAUUAUGGCUAUGUACAGUGUUAUAAUGAUGUGCAAAUAGUUACAGUACAAAAGGGAAAAUAAAUACAAAAAUACAGUGGCUUGCGAAAGUAUUCACCCCCUUGGCAUUUUUCCUAUUUUGUUGCCUUACAACCUGGAAUUAAAAUUUAUUUUUUGGGGGGUUUGUAUCAUUUGAUUUACCCAACAUGCAUAAGACAAAAAAACUGAACUUGAGCGUGCAUAACUUCACCCCCCCAAAGUCAAUACUUUGUAGAGCCACCUUUUGCAGCAAUUACAGCUGCAAGUCUCUUGGGGUAUGUCUCUAUAAGCUUGGCACAUCUAGCCACUGGGAUUUUUGCCCAUUCUUCAAGGCAAAACUGCUCCAGCUCCUUCAAGUUGGAUGGGUUCUGCUGGUGUACAGCAAUCUUUAAGUCAUACCACAGAUUCUCAAUUGGAUUGAGGUCUGGGCUUUGAGUAGGCCAUUCCAAGACAUUUAAAUGUUUCCCCUUAAACCACUCAAGUGUUGCUUUAGCAGUAUGCUUAGGGUCAUUGUCCUGCUGGAAGGUGAACCUCCGUCCCAGUCUCAAAUCUCUGGAAGACUGAAACAGGUUUCCCUCAAUUUCCCUGUAUUUAGCGCCAUCCAUCAUUCCUUCAAUUCUGACCAGUUUCCCAGUCCCUGCUGAUGAAAAACAUCCCCACAGCAUGAUGCUGCCACCACCAUGCUUCACUGUGGGGAUGGUGUUCUCGGGGUGAUGAGAGGUGUUGGGUUUGCGCCAGACAGCGUUUUCCUUGAUGGCCAAAAAGCUCAAUUUUAGUCUCAUCUGACCAGAGUACCUUCUUCCAUAUGUUUGGGGAGUCUCCCACAUGCCUUUUGGCGAACACUAAACGUGUUUGCUUAUUUUUUUCUUUAAGCAAUGGCUUUUUUCUGGUCACUCUUCCGUGAAGCCCAGCUCUGUGGAGUGUACGGCUUAAAGUGGUCCUAUGGACAGAUACUCCAAUCUCCGCUGUGGAGCUUUGCAGCUCCUUCAGGGUUAUCUUUGGUCUCUUUGUUGCCUCUGAUUAAUGCCCUCCUUGCCUGGUCUGUGAGUAUUGGUUGGCGGCCCUCUCUUGGCAGGUUUGUUGUGUUGCCAUAUUCUUUCCAUUUUUUAAUAAUGGAUUUAAUGGUGCUCCGUGGGAUGUUCAAAGUUUCGGGUAAAAUUAAUUGACAUUUGUUUGGUAAAAACAGUAGGAUAAAUACACAUGUAGGUAGAGUCCAUUCUCGUUUUGUCUCCUUUUCUUUUAAGAGCUUUGUCACAACGGACCAGUCAGUCAAUGCCCCCUCAGGGGUUAUGGAGUAUGCAGUGUUACUUAAAAAGAACAAUCUAAUAGAAAAUGGUAGCUAGUAGCUAUUGUACAUAAAGGAGUGCCAUACAUUCAUAACCAUAAUAGUAGUAUUUUUUUUUGGGGGGGGGGGGGGGGGGACUUUGUGUGUGUGAGUGCCAUUGAAGGUAUUAACUGUAAAAUACCAUAUUUGGAGGAGGAUUUGUUUACAUUUGACAGGUGUUGGAAUCUGUCUCUCGGGUCUAUACUUCUCCACAACUUUGUCCCUGACCUGUUUGGAGAGCUCCUUGGGUCUUCAUGGUGCCACUUGCUUGGUGGUGCCCAUUACUUAGUGUUGUUGCAGACUCUGGGGCCUUUCAGAACAGGUGUAUAUAUACUGAGAUCAUGUGACAGAUCAUGUGACACUUAGAUUGCACACAGGUGGACUUUAUUUAACUAAUUAUGUGACUUCUGAAGGUAAUUGGUUGUACCAGAUCUUAUUUAGGGGCUUCAUAGCAAAGGGGUGAAUACAUAUGCACGCACCACUUUUCCGUUAUUUAUUUUUUAGAAUUUUUUGAAACAAGUAAUUUUUUUCAUUUCACUUCACCAAUUUGGACUAUUUUGUGUAUGUCCAUUACAUGAAAUCCAAAUAAAAAUCAAUUUAAAUUACAGGUUGUAAUGCAACAAAAUAUGAAAAACGCCAAGGGGGAUGAAUACUUUUGCAAGGCACUGUAUGGGUUGUAUUUACAAUGGUGUUUGUUCUUCACUGGUUGCCCUUUUCUUUUGGCACACUGUGGUAUUUCACCUAAUAGACAUGGGAGUUUAUCAAAAUUGGAUUUGUUUUGGAAUUCUUUGUGGGUCUGUGUAAUCUGAGGUAAAUAUGUGUCUCUAAUAUGGUCAUACAUUUGGCAGGAGGUUAGGAAGUGCAGCUCGGUUUCCAUCUCAUUUUGUGAGCAGUGUGCACAUAGCCAGUCUUCUCUUGAGAGCCAGGUCUGCCUACGGCGGCCUCUCUCAAUAGCAAGGCCAUGCUCACUGAGUCUGUACAUAGUCAAAGCUUUCCUUAAUUUUGGGUCAGCCACAGUGGUCAGGUAUUCUGCCACUGUGUACUCUCUGAUUAGGGAUAAAUAGCAUUCAUCUCGCUCUCUCUCGCUCUCUGUCUCUUGUGUUCUAUAUUUUCUUUGCAUUCUCUCUUCCUUUCUCUUUAUUUCUCCCUACCCUCUGUCUCUCAAACACCCUUUUUCUAUGCCAAAAUCAUAUUUCCUGUGAAUGGACAUUUCAGGUCUGCCUACUGUUAUGGUGCCCUCUAGGUGGAGCUCUUUCUCCAGAAGAUUUUAAAAGGCAACUAUUUAGCCACUAUAUACCUCAAGGAUAUUUCAUACAUAAUUCUCUCUUUCUCUUCCCAUACGAACAUUGAAACAUCUCAACAACAUUUCACUUGAUAUUCUCUUCCUCCCCCUCUCCACUGCAGGCGUUUUGUCUGGAACUUCUUCCGUCUAGAGAACGAGCACCUGAAUAACUGUGGUGAGUUCCGUGCCGUGAGGGACAUCUCAGUGGCUCCGCUGAAUGCUGACGACCAGACGCUGCUGGAGCAGAUGAUGGACCAGGAGGAUGGAGUCAGGAACCGCCUGGGCAAGAAGAACUGGAAACGCUCCUACAGCAUGUCUCUGAGACGGCCACGCCUCGCUUCCCAGUAUGGUUAUAGAAUAGCUACACACACACAUUGACAUGCACACACAUUGGCAUGCGCAUGCAUACACACCCACACAAUGCUACAGCAUGUCCCUGAGACGGCCAUGCCUCGCUUCCCAGUAUGGUAAUAACGCACACACCUUAUAUAAAACGUAUGGCUGUGUUGCCGUCUACUAAACUUUCUCUCUCCCUCCCUCUCAGGACCAAGACCCGGGACACCAAAGUUCUCAUCGAGGACACUGACGAGGACACCUGA
Molecule: messenger RNA, 37379 nt
Organism: Coregonus sp. 'balchen'
Lineage: Eukaryota; Metazoa; Chordata; Actinopteri; Salmoniformes; Salmonidae
Source: the annotation of a GenBank genome assembly